Molecule: messenger RNA, 784 nt
Organism: Fragaria vesca subsp. vesca
Lineage: Eukaryota; Viridiplantae; Streptophyta; Magnoliopsida; Rosales; Rosaceae
Exons: 5
Coding region: 143-589 (148 amino acids)
Source: RefSeq, a predicted model, not a curated record
AGAGAAAAAUGAAGAAAGGGUCAGGCGGUGGAAGACGAAGCACUCGCCGGAGUUCAGCUGCGGCGCUACUCGAGUAGCUUCUCCGAACCACUCUCCUCCCAAAUCGACGCUUCUCAACAACAGCAACAAGCGCACCAAGAAGAUGACCGCGGCUAGGGCUUCUUCCAUCCUCGGAUCUCCGUCUCCAGCAGCCUCCAAGCCGCUCGCCGACGCCAACGGCCUGGCUUCGAUUCCCGAUCUGAAGAACCUUGCCUCGUCGCGCCUCCAGGAUCUGAAGCAACACAUCGAUCGCUCACACACCGAGAUCCUCAAGGAUUGCGAUUCCGCUCAUUCUCGACUCCACAAGCGCUUCAAGAUCCAGACUCAAGCAUGUCAGCAAAUGUUGGAUGAAGCAGACAAGGAAUACAAGAAGAUGACUCAAAGGACUACUGAAAGUCGGGAAGCAAUGAUGGCUUCUUAUGCAGAGUUCAUGGCAGAUGCACAGGCCUCGGCUUCUCAUGCUUGCAAAACAUCCGUUGCUGAGUUGUCACAGUCCUUUGAGAAAACAAUUGAUGCUCUUAACAUCUGUUAUGGGAUUUCAUCCAAGUAGCGAUUAUGUCUCAGUUCACCAGAAUGUUUAGGGAUGCAUAGCGGGUGGACAGUGGGAGAUAGUAGUUGACUGGAUUCAGAGUGUGAUCUACAGUUACCUGAUAGUAUGAUAUGAGUUUGUUAAUUUGACAGUCUUAACCUUGUUGAAACUGUGGGAUUGUUGCAACACUAUCUUGGAACAGUACUUGGAUAUAGA